AUGCAGUUCAAGGCCGUCCUCCUCGCCGUCGCCUCCGUGGCUUGCGUCCACGCCGCCGAGACUCACAAGGUCAACGUCGGCGAGUCGGGCCUGAGCUUCUCGCCAGAAGAGGUCAAGGCCGCCAAGGGUGACACGAUCGAGUUCCACUUCUUCUCUUCGUCUCACGAUGCCGUCAUGGGUCUUGCCGACAGGCCUUGUGAGGCCAUGGGCAUGAUGGACGGAUCUUUUGCUUCGGGCGUGCCAGAGGGCGACCAAGUUAAGCAAGUCUUCAGGGUCGAGGUCAACUCGACAGAGCCCGCCUUGGUCUUUUGCUCGGUCGGCAUGCACUGCGCCAACGGCAUGGUCAUGGCCAUCAACCCCAACGGCGAGAAGACGGCAACCAAGUUCAAGGAUGCCGCCAGGGGCAAGGCGAGCAAGGCUCCCGAGGGAGUCUACGGCGGUACCUGGGGCAAUGCCGCGUAA
Messenger RNA from Pyricularia oryzae 70-15, 462 nucleotides. RefSeq lists its product as uncharacterized. The transcript has 2 exons. Bases 1 to 462 code for a protein of 153 amino acids. Lineage: Eukaryota; Fungi; Ascomycota; Sordariomycetes; Magnaporthales; Pyriculariaceae. The record is from RefSeq and is a predicted model, not a curated record.